Anopheles cruzii is the source of this 1944-nucleotide messenger RNA. RefSeq names its product spermine synthase (gene Sms). The record is from RefSeq and is a predicted model, not a curated record. The transcript is spliced from 5 exons. NCBI's taxonomy places the organism in Eukaryota, Metazoa, Arthropoda, Insecta, Diptera, Culicidae. Bases 48 to 1172 code for a protein of 374 amino acids. Gene Ontology annotation, molecular function: spermine synthase activity. Gene Ontology annotation, biological process: spermine biosynthetic process.
UAUUAUAAACGAGUGUUUCGCACGAAGUGAUUCUUUGACGAGUGAUAAUGUCGGCCAACACAAUAUUACUGGACUUCUCGCUCGAUCCCGCACGAAUCAACGAUGAAGAGUCACGCAAGGACAUCGUGAAGCUGUGCAAGGAAAACCUGGAGAAGUAUUUGGUCGGAUUGAAAAUGACGUACGACAUGCUGACCGCCGACGGAUACUUAUGCAUGCUGAACGAAACCGGAACCGGCACCAUCGUGACCAUCCGGUUCUUCCAGCAGGGCCUGCUAACAAUUAACAUCGAAUAUUAUCGAAUCGACGGCGACCAACCGAUAAUAUCAUUCGAACAAAUACGUGAGCUCGAGAACCAUUUGGUGCAAAAACUCAAAUUCAACCAUGGCCAAUCGCUACCACCGCUCCAACGGGGUCCCUUAACCCGUUUUUUCCCGACCGCAGACGAGCGUGUGAUUGAGUACGACAUCGAUCGUGUGUUGUACGAUCAGCGUUCGGAUUUUCAGAAAAUACAAAUCGUACACUCCAAAAGCCUUGGCAACAUGCUAGUGCUGGAUGAACUGCAGAACAUUUCGGAAGCGGAUCUCAUCUACACCGAAACGUUGAUGUGCCGUGGCGUGGAGGAUUACGCUGGGAAGGAGAUUUGCAUUCUGGGCGGUGGCGAUGGUGCCCUGCUUUACGAGCUGCUGAAAGAAAAGCCGAAGCACGUCGUGAUGCUGGAGAUCGACGAGAUGGUAAUGCAGGCGUGCAACAAAUAUAUGAACUCCAUUUGUGGCGAUGUGCUGGAAAGGCUGAACGAUGAUCGCUACGAAAUCAUUCUCGGUGAUUGUAUGGUGUACUUGAACAAGUUCAUCAGAGAUGGCCGCAAGUUUGACUACGUGUUCGGCGAUCUAACCGACAUUCCCAUCUCAGAUACACCGACCGGCGAAAUUUGGGACUUCAUUCGGGUGAUUCUAGAAUCAUCUUUCAAGGUGCUGAAGCCCAAUGGAAAAUUUAUGACACAUGGAAACGGUGUUAGCUGCCCUGAUUCGUUGGAAAUGUAUGAGAAGCAACUGGCUAAAUUGACACCGAAGGUAACCUUCACCAAGAGUACCGCAUUCGUUCCUUCGUUCAUGGAAGAAUGGGUAUUCUACCAGGUGCAACGUGAGGACGUUAACGCUGCGGGUAGCGUUUGACUUUGAUCGUCGUACAACCGACGCUUGGAAUGCCGAAUAGCAACGUUCUCACUGCACAUUUUUCUGCCUCUAACAAUGUUUUUGCAUUUCGCAUUGUUCAGACUAUCACCAGCAUUAGCCAACCUUCUUAGCACAACUGCGAAUAGCGCUGUCAGUAGUAGCACUAGUAUGGCUGCCACUUUACAUCAUCUACUAGAAAGACCGUUUUUAAGCGUAAAUGUUAUAUGCGGUAGUUAGCUAGAACAGAAACUCGCAUCUUCCAGAGUCAGGAUACAAUAGAAGGUAGAAAAAUGGAAAACAAUUCAAUUAGACAUUAGAAAGUGGUGAUACUUAAUCUCAUCCUGCUUAGCUUCGUAUCAGAGCGAGAGAGAGAGGGGUUGUUCCAUGCCAAAUGAAUGGUGUCCUUAAUUUAUCCAUAUCACUUUUGUUACACGCAUUCAUUCUCUGUUCACUAAGCGAUGUACUCUCGAUGCACAAUGUUCAGGGAAUUGUUGGCAGGGGCAUGGUCCGGUUUGCUAACUUUGACCCAGAAUUACCAGUCAGGCACGAACGUUACCACGGUAGGAUUGGGUUGGGCGUGCUAGUUUGUAUUUAGUUUAGACCAUUGUUUUUCGUUGUUUUUAAUGUUGACCUUGGAGUUUAAUGUACUUACUAUGGCGAAGGAUACGGCCAACGUACUCCAUCACCGCUUACCGCCAAACAUCGGUAAUGGAAUAAAUGUGCGCAGCAGAAACGUGUACGGCCCGGAGAGUGGAAUGAUUGUGACCCAUAG